This is a messenger RNA of Galleria mellonella (greater wax moth), 1499 nucleotides long. RefSeq names its product odorant receptor 4. Gene Ontology annotation, molecular function: odorant binding; olfactory receptor activity. Lineage: Eukaryota; Metazoa; Arthropoda; Insecta; Lepidoptera; Pyralidae. Gene Ontology annotation, biological process: sensory perception of smell; detection of chemical stimulus involved in sensory perception of smell. The coding region runs from base 52 to 1347 and encodes 431 amino acids. The record is from RefSeq and is a predicted model, not a curated record. Gene Ontology annotation, cellular component: plasma membrane. The transcript has 8 exons.
AUAAAGCUCAUAACGUUAUAUACUUUUAUAAGCAAAACAUCUUACAGUAAGAUGACUUUUUCACGAAAAAUUAAAAAAUUCUUCACCAAAGAAGACUAUGAUUUCGAUUCGCCCGACGUAAAUUUGAGAAACUUUCAUCCACAAUUGUACAUUUACCUAGCGGCUAUGGGCAUUUUCACAAAUAAUCAGGAAUCGCUUCUAAGAUUCUUUUGGCCUUUUUUAUGUAUUUCAAUUACAAUUGUUGCCAUAGUUUUAGAAGCAAUGUUUGUGGUUCACGGUGUUCUUAUCAAAGACUAUGCAUUUGCAACAGAAUGCUUCUUUUAUUUUUUACUCCUAGGAAUGAUUCUCGCUGUGUAUGCUAGCGUACUUUACAAUAAGAAUGAAAUUCUUCAACUAAUAGACGACAUGAACAAUGAUUUUGUUUUUAUUCGUACAAUGGAAUCUAAAUACAGAAAUUCUUUUUUGAUGGGUCAAUUGCUCAUACAUAAAUCAUGCUGCAUAUGGUACUCCUUCACAACGAGCAUUGGUAUACUGUACAUUUUACUGAUCUUAAGCUCUUUGGUGAUGCAUGGUUUACUUAAAUCCAGCAAUGAUGUAAACAGACCUCUACUGUUCCCUAUGUGGCUGCCUGCUGAUGAUCCGUACAGGACACCAAACUAUGAAAUAUUCCUCUCUAUCGAAAUAUGUUUUUUGAUUAUUGUGAAUCAAGCAUUUUCUGGGUACAUUUAUAUGUUAUUUCACGUAUUGUUGCAUUACUACUACAUCUUGGAUAUGAUUAUGAAGGAUUUUGAAGUAAUAUUUGAUGGUCUAGACGAAUCAGUAUCGUGCUUACUCCCGAAGGACCCACUACGUAAACAAGUGCAGUCUACAUUGAACGGUAGAAUGAAACGGAUCGUCCAGUGGCAUCUCGCAGUAUUUAAGGCCGUGAAAAUAGUAUCAUCUGUAUUUGGGCCACCUCUAGUCUAUCAAGUGAUGUUCUCUUCAAUUGCUAUAUGUUUACUAGCAUAUCAAGUCGCUGAUAGUUUAGAGAGAGGAAAGGUCCAUGUCAUUUUUAUAAUGUUACUCACGGCCGGCAUCCUUCAGUUGUGGAUACCAUGUUAUAUUGGUACCUUACUACGAAACAAAGGCUAUGCAGUGGGCGAAGCGUGUUGGAACAACGGCUGGCACAACACUUAUCUCGGUAGACUGAUCCGCGCCGACAUGGUGCUUGUAAUACAACGCUCGCAGCAGCCACUUGCAAUAAAAUUUAUUGGGCUGCCACAAUUGCAGUUGGAGACAUUUUCCUCGAUCAUGACUACUGCGUAUUCCUACUUCAACAUGCUUAGGCAAUAUAAUUCAGAUUCUUAAAAACUUACAAAAGCUACAAACUUACACUAAUAAAUUAAGUAAAAAUAAAAUACUAUCAAUUCCUUAUGCAAUGUGUUUGGAUAUACAUAUAUAAUAGAAACAAUUUAAAAUUAUUGAUUAGUAAUAAUUGAAUUAAAUUUACUAAUAAAAAU